AUGAGGAGCAGUUAUCCCCCGCACGGGAUUACGGAACAGUGCUCCCGAUUCAAGCCACGAUCCUACCAAGGUUUUCCUGCUAAUAAUAUUCAAUUGUGUGAUAUCCAUUACCUUAGGGCUUCAGAUCUGACAGAACGAAUCGGCUUCAUCCCCUGGCCCGAGGUGGAAAAGGGAAAGCCGGCGGCGGUCGGUAGUUUUCCUCUGGAACCAAUCUGGCCGGAGAUGGUAGAAACUUCCCCCGGACCGUUUAUAAUGGGACUAUUGUGCUCUCUUCUGUACCUACUUUCUACACUCUUCCGCGCUUCAUAA
Messenger RNA from Nezara viridula (southern green stink bug), 309 nucleotides. Lineage: Eukaryota; Metazoa; Arthropoda; Insecta; Hemiptera; Pentatomidae. The record is from the annotation of a GenBank genome assembly.